This is a messenger RNA of Loa loa (African eye worm), 2344 nucleotides long. Its product is annotated as toll and interleukin 1 receptor domain-containing protein isoform f. Gene Ontology annotation, cellular component: dendrite. The record is from RefSeq and is a predicted model, not a curated record. The transcript is spliced from 13 exons. Lineage: Eukaryota; Metazoa; Nematoda; Chromadorea; Rhabditida; Onchocercidae. Gene Ontology annotation, biological process: negative regulation of MyD88-independent toll-like receptor signaling pathway; signal transduction; response to axon injury. The coding region runs from base 33 to 2066 and encodes 677 amino acids. Gene Ontology annotation, molecular function: NAD+ nucleosidase activity; protein binding; signaling adaptor activity.
UCUUACAGGGAUGUACUAUAGUAGCAAAGGUCAUGACGAAGGCGUGGAUGUUCCCGAAAAUUUCGCACGAUUUAUCAUAUGCGCUUUGCGAUUUCCUACGUGAUCAGAAUUACUUCGAUUCGCUGAUUAUGAAUUUUAUCAAGGCACAGACUUGUGAACCUGUUCGAUUAGCAUGCGGUCGUGUGUUAGAGGAAUGCCUUUCAUUGAAGAAUCGAGAAUAUGUGGUUAACAAGGGUUAUUUGAAAAAGCUGGUUGCAACAGCCGAGAAACUGAACAAAAAUCCGGAGCAACAACGAAUGUCGCUGUCGAUCAUGGAAAGUUUAUUCAAGCAUUCAACUGCUACCACUUACAGGCUAAUUGAGUAUGGUGUUCUGGAUCACAUCCUGCUGACGUGUAAACGUGCUACUGAUACGCCAAUAACCUUACGGCAUGCUGCUCUAGCACUUGCCAAUCUGUCGUUGUACAGCUGUUCGGAAGCAAAGAAAAAAAUUAUUCAGAAGAAGGUACCGGACUGGCUGUUCUUGCUAGCAUCACAACCAGACGAUAUAACACGUUACUACGCAUGCCUAGCAAUUUGUAUGCUUGGAAGUACGAAAGAAAUGGAAGCAGCAGUGAAUAAAUCGGGUACUUUAGCUUUGGUAGAACCAUUCCUACUUGCUCAUCAAGCAAUUACUUUUGCUGGUGAUCAUUACAAGCAUUCACAAGGACGACCAAAGGAAUGGCUUGAAAGGUUGUUGCCAAUGCUCAAGUCGAAAUGUCGCGAAGCACGUAGUAUUGCUGCAUUUCACUUUACAAUGGAAGCAACAAUAAAGAAAGAUCAGCAAAAACUUGAAGUUUUUCAAGAAAUAGGAGCAAUAGUGGCACUGAAAGAAAUUGCAUCAAGUCCAGACGAAGUGGCUGCGAAGUUCGCAAGCGAAGCUUUAACUGUGAUAGGUGAAGAAGUACCCUACAAACUUACUCAACAAGUGCCAUGCUGGACAAUUGCCGAUGUGCAGUACUGGGUGAAAAAGAUUGGCUUUGAAUCCUAUGCAGAUGCAUUUGCGAAGCAUAUGGUCGAUGGUGAUUUGCUGUUGUUACUAACUGAAAAAGAACUUGAACAAGAUCUUCAGAUGUCUUCAGCCCUUCUUAGAAAACGUUUCAUCCGUGAACUGGAAAGCCUUAAAAUCGCAGCUGACUACGGAAGUGUGGACGAAAGUCAGUUAGAUCAGUUCUUGAUGUCGUUAAGUCCUGAAUUAUCAGUUUAUACAUAUCAGAUGCUUGGUAUGGGACUAAAUCGUAGUUUGCUGCCCUCUUUAACUGACGAGAUGAUGAAAACUGUGUGCGGCAUGCAUAAUCCUAUCCAUAGGCUCAAACUACGGCAAGCAUUGCAAGACAGCAAACAUAUCGAUGACAUUGAAGUUGCGAUACUGAGUAAGCAAAUUGAUGUAUUCAUAAGUUAUCGACGUAGUACGGGUAAUCAACUGGCGAGCCUUAUCAAAGUUUUACUUCAGCUUAGAGGAUAUAAGGUAUUCAUUGAUGUUGAUAAACUGUAUGCUGGUAAAUUUGAUUCAUCAUUGUUGAAAAAUAUCCAGGCGGCGAAGCACUUCAUUCUUGUGUUAACACCAAAUUCCUUGGAUAGGUUAUUCAAUGAUCAUAACUGUGAAGACUGGAUACAUAAAGAGCUACGAUGCGCUUUUGAUCAUCAUAAAAAUGUUAUACCGAUUUUUGAUCAGCAUUUUGAUUUCCCCGCCGAUACUGAUUUGCCAGCUGAUAUACGACACAUAACGCGUUACAAUGGUGUACGUUGGGUACAUGAUUAUCAAGAAGCUUGUAUGGAUAAAGUGGAACGUUUUAUCAAAGGUGAACUGAACCGGACACCAAGUAUUGGUCAGCAUCAGACAUCGGGCGCAUCAAGUGCAAGUAGCGGAACUCAGCAACGUAAAGUGUCUGCGCGAUGGUCAAUCGCGAAAACAAGCCAAAAAUGUUCGGUAACAAGGCAACAGCACAGUGAACUGCCAAACAACCAUUGUAUGUCACCUCGGCCGCCGCUGAGAAGCAGCGCAACAAGCAGCAUCAGCCGUUCAUGAUUGAUGCAUAUUUUCCUCCAAGUAGUUGUCUUAUACAUUACUGAAUGAAUGAAGGGCGGCGUAGAAUUUUCUACGGGUUUUUGUUUUGAUUCCGAUGUACCUGAUUCAAUAUUGGUUUUUCAGUUCAGUUCACUUGGUGAAAACAUAAAUACAUGGGGUUAUUGCUGAAAUAGAACUAAUUUUGAUUCUCUUAAGAAAUGCAUAAAGAAUUGCCAGACUGUCUUUGUUGUCAGCGAAAUCUCCUUGAAAAGAAAUUCAGGAUACUGCCUUUACAGGCC